ACAAAUUAAUUUAUAUGUAUUUAUACAUAUUUAAAUAAAUAAACUUUUUGUGCGUGAGCAAAAACUAUUUUUAUAAAAUAAAAUAAAUUUUGAGUUCAAUUUCUUAGUAAAAAUUUAGAAAUAAACUAUUUUGGAUGGUUUGAAGAUACAAGUGGCAUGCAUGUCAAACCACUCUAGUUUCUGUUAUGCCAUUCUAAAAAUGUAAACCCAUAAUUUUUGGCAUACUCAACAAUCAAAAGCAAGAGUCAAACUCAUUAGGACAUGGUGAGAAUCAAAAGCUAGAGCCAAACUCAUUACUGAUUUUUGUCAAACUAGAAAUCAAACAAGUUGGCUGUGGUCAAAGCAGGAACCUAGAUUUUUACUGAUAAUAAAAAUGAAAGACAAGUUCCAAUAUUGCAGGCCUUUGUUUACCUAUAAACAGGGCUCCAACCCCCUACUGUUUUGCGUCGCAAGUUGCCUCCUCUCCUCCUUCAUUUUAAACAAAAGAUUCCAGGAAAGGUUGAAAAAAACGAAAGAAAGAAAAGGGUUGAAUAUUGGAACACAAAGAUUUCCCUCUCCUUGAUCUUGUGCUUUGCCAAAUACCCUUUUUCUUGUCCAAAUGGAAUGGUCUGCAGCAUCUGCUACUAAAGCAUAUCUUGAGACUCUCCAAUUGUGGAAAACACGAGAGCCUAGAAGCAACGAGUUCAUAUCAGCUUUAGCAGCACGCAUGAAAUCUAAACUGAUAGUGGAGGUUAAACCCCGUGUAUCACCAUCCACAUUAGCAUUAGCCACUGCUGCGAAGCAUACUGGGGCCAAAUUUGUCUGCAUUCUACCAGAGGCAGCCCUUCCUGAAGUCAAAAGAGAAAGCAAAGAUUUAGGUCUCACUGAUGUUGUAGAAUUCAAAACUUACAAAAUUAUGGAAAGAUUGAUUUUUCUCUAGUUGAUUGCAAGAAUGGUGACUACCCAAAGUUGCCAAAUACGAUAAAAGUUAACCCAAAAAGGGCAGUAGUAGUGGCUACCAACUUAUCGGAUGACAAACAAGGCUUGGGAGCUCACAUCGUAGGAAAGAAGAAUAAGGUUACAGUGAGGUCCAUGAAGCAUCCCAUUGGGAAAGGAAUGGAAAUUACUACAAUUGGAAAAACCAACACAAGUGAAAGGCAUGAUCAGGGUGGUGGAGGUCACUUUGGAACGUAAAUUAAAAGGGGAAUUCCGCUGAAGAAGACUGCUACUGCUAAGAGCAAAUGGAUUGUUAAAGUUGAUGAGGAGAGUGGGGAGGAACAUAUCUUCAGGGUGCCAGGGUAUAGUUAAAUUCACCUUUUUUAUCUACCAAAAUAGUUUAAUAUAUUACACUGCAGCUAUAAGCUUCAAAUCAAGUUUCUUUCUAUAUUGAAGCUGUAAAUUUUGACUAUUGAUUUUGACCAUCCAUGACAAUUAUGAAUUAUCCCUUCCCACAGUCCCCAGAAUAUGUUUACUAUAUUGAAAAGCAAGG
Gossypium raimondii (Peruvian cotton) is the source of this 1468-nucleotide messenger RNA. RefSeq lists its product as uncharacterized. Lineage: Eukaryota; Viridiplantae; Streptophyta; Magnoliopsida; Malvales; Malvaceae. The record is from RefSeq and is a predicted model, not a curated record. Bases 599 to 919 code for a protein of 106 amino acids. The transcript has 2 exons.